AAUACAUCUCAAGAUGUGAGGAAAAACGCGAGGAGCUGAAGGAAGAAGGAAGGCGAAGCUCGUAACGAAAAUGCAGAUAUUCGUGAAAACUCUCACUGGUAAAACCAUAACUCUCGAAGUUGAAUCCAGUGAUACAAUCGACAAUGUUAAAGCCAAAAUACAAGACAAGGAAGGAAUUCCACCGGACCAACAAAGGCUGAUUUUUGCUGGUAAGCAGCUCGAAGAUGGCCGCACCUUGGCCGAUUACAACAUCCAAAAAGAAUCGACUCUACAUUUGGUGUUGAGGCUUCGUGGUGGAAUCAUUGAGCCAUCGUUGAUGGCUUUGGCUAGGAAAUACAAUCAGGACAAGAUGAUAUGCCGCAAGUGCUAUGCUCGAUUGCAUCCUCGUGCUGUCAACUGCCGCAAGAAGAAGUGUGGACACAGCAACCAGUUGAGGCCUAAAAAGAAGAUUAAGUAGAUGUAAAUUUCUAUUGCUGCUGACUUGUAGUUUCUUGGCGGUAUUAGAUCUUUCAGAAACUGAACUUUGAUAUCUUGUUCAAAAAAACAAUUUGUACUUGGAUUUAUUUUGGGUUUCUGUUCGUUUUACCCUUAAAGAUUCAUGGACUUGUAUUUGGGAGAGGUAUAUGAAGAGUCUUUGCUCAUUUCAUAUUUUGGGAGAUCAAGUCGAUUAGCAUACAGUUAUUGCUAUUUUGCUGUGA
This is a messenger RNA of Nicotiana attenuata, 698 nucleotides long. RefSeq names its product ubiquitin-60S ribosomal protein L40. Lineage: Eukaryota; Viridiplantae; Streptophyta; Magnoliopsida; Solanales; Solanaceae. Gene Ontology annotation, molecular function: protein tag activity; ubiquitin protein ligase binding; structural constituent of ribosome. The transcript has 5 exons. The record is from RefSeq and is a predicted model, not a curated record. The coding region runs from base 71 to 457 and encodes 128 amino acids. Gene Ontology annotation, cellular component: ribosome; nucleus; cytoplasm. Gene Ontology annotation, biological process: modification-dependent protein catabolic process; translation; protein ubiquitination.